CCUCUCGGUCUCCUAGCAACCGCUGCUAAGGCGCGUAAUACGUCAGCGAGGCGCGCCGCCGGGUUCCAUUUCUGGCGGUUGGAUGUUGGGGAGCCCCUCCCCCCCAACCCGCCAGCGGGGACAGGAUGCCGGGCGAUUGUGCAGAAACACCACAAAUGACUGAAGCCUCCUUUCUGCUUGAACAUUGAGCCGAAGAACUUCAUCAUGGGUCAACAGAUUUCAAACCACACACACACUGUUAUUAGCAAGUUGCCAGAAAAAUUAGUAAAACAUGCAUCUUUGGUUCGAGAAAGUGGCUUUCUGACUUAUGAAGAGUUUCUGGGGAGAGUAGCUGAACUUAAUGAUGUCACCACAAAGUUGGCUUCUGGCCAGGACAAACAUCUGCUGUUUGAAGUGCAGCCAGGUUCUGAUUCCACUGCUCUUUGGAAGAUGGUGGUUCGGAUUCUCUGUACUAAGAUAAACAAAACAAGUGGCAUUGUAGAAGCUUCAAGAAUUAUGAACUUAUAUCAGUUUAUGCAGCUUUAUAAAGACAUCACAAGUCAAGCAGCAGGAGUUCUUGCACAGAGCAGUGCCUCUGAAGGGACUGCUGCAAGUCUAUCAUCUCUGUCAUCUUGCCAGGCCAGCUUAUGGAUGGGAAGAGUUAAACAGCUGACUGAGGAGGAGGAAUGUUGCAUCUGCAUGGAUGGACGUGCUGAUUUGAUUCUUCCAUGUGCUCACAGCUUUUGUCAGAAGUGCAUUGAUAAAUGGAGUGAUCGCCACAGGAACUGUCCUAUUUGCCGUCUACAAGUGACUGGGACAAAUGAUUCUUGGGUAGUGUCAGAUGCACCUACAGAAGAUGAUGUUGUUAGCUAUAUACUCAACAUGGUAGAUGAAGCAGGCCAGCCUCACAGACCAUGAUAUUGGUGACUACUGAUUAAAGUGCUUGAAGGUUUCAUUAUCAUGAACAUUUGCUUUUCCGAUUCAACCAUAUUUCAUGCCAUUUAGAUGUCUCUUUGGUUGCUGCAACCUAAAUCUACACUGUUCCUUUAAAACACAGGAUAUAUGAGCCAAUAGUUCUGGGUGCAUUCUUAACUUUUAAUAUGUAGCUUCAUUAAAUGAUCUAAAUUGUUAGAUCACUAAUGCUUGUAAAGGUUACAUUUACAAUGCCUUUUCUGUCAAAAUUAAGCGCUAUUGGAAUAUUUUUAUUAGUAUUUGAAUUAUAACAUAAGAGUGUUGCUGUACCAGCUUUUUGAAGACUAUCAGGGGAACUUUAUUAUAGAAGAUGCAGUGUUUUAUUACUGAAGGACCUGCCUUGCAUCCUUUUUCUUCAUAAGUAAUCCUUGUUCACACAGUUCAGUGUGAUGACUCACAGAUAUAAAGAUUCCUAACAUGAGUUAGGAUUACACAAUAACUAAACUGAAGAUCUGAAAUUUAAGAAGCAUCUUUUCCCUUUCCCUCAUUGGUCAUUUGUUGCCAUGUAUUAAUUAUAUGUAUUGAGUUAAUGUUUAGCAUAGAAAACUGUUUGUAACCUAUUCUUGGGGAUCACAGAAACCAGUCCUAUCAGAGUGUGUGCUUUCCUUUUUCCUAGCACAGUAUACUUUUUAGAAGGCUAUUUUAUCUGAUAUUCUAAAAUUGCAUAGAAAACAAAGCUGUACUAAAUAGCUUUCCACACAGACCCAAAGGUUAAAACAAUAUAUUUCCAUAGCUUUUUUGUUGUUGUUGCGUGACAAUCAAAAAUUGUCUUGCGCACUAAGCAUAUGUGAAAAGAACUCACAUGCAUCUGAUGAAGUGGGUCUUUGCCUAUGAAAGCUUAUGCUCCAAUAAAUCUGUUAGUCUAUAAGGUGCCACAGGACUCCUCGUCACUUUACUGAAAGGCUUCGUAUAGUAUCUGUCAUGGUUUUGUUUAGUCUUGAUGCUUUUGCUUCAUUUUUCCUGAGUUUUCAAAGUUACAACAUUAAGCAUACUUCUUUAAAAAAAAAAAAAAAAAGUGAUAAGCUAAAUUGGUGCUGUACUUAAUUUCUACAAGUGCAAUAUGCCUUUUUUGUAGCAAGGAGAAACUUCUGCUUUAAUAAUAGCUUCAUUUUGCUUCAAAUCAAAUGUACAGCUCUGAAAAUCUGAAAAAAGCAGUAAAAACACUACCUACUUGUGUGUGUUUUUGCAGCAAAAUAAGUUUUUCUCUAUAAAAAAAAUAACAUGCAAGUGCACAAGGUACAAGCUUUGCAUUCUGUCAUACAUAAAAUGACACUUUGAAUCAAUUUAAUUG
Pelodiscus sinensis (Chinese soft-shelled turtle) is the source of this 2242-nucleotide messenger RNA. It is a transcript of the gene RNF141, whose product is annotated as ring finger protein 141. Gene Ontology annotation, biological process: protein autoubiquitination. The record is from RefSeq and is a predicted model, not a curated record. Gene Ontology annotation, molecular function: ubiquitin-protein transferase activity. NCBI's taxonomy places the organism in Eukaryota, Metazoa, Chordata, Testudines, Trionychidae.